CAGGACCACAGCAGCUUCGUUAGCUUUGAAGAGAGAUGGAGGAAGAGAGAGCGAGGAAGAAACUACUGAUACUCUACGCCACCCAAACCGGAAACGCUUUAGACGUCGCCGAGCGAGUGGGCCGCGAAGCCGAGCGCAGAGGCUGCCCCGUCCACCUUCUCUCCCUCGACCAAUACGACGCCAGAUGCUUAGCUCAAGAGGGCACUGUAAUUUUUGUUGUUUCAACCACUGGCCAGGGAGAUACUCCUGAUCCCAUGAAGGGGUUUUGGAAAGAUCUUCUGCAGAAAAAUCUGAGUAGGCAAUGGCUGGAGGGACUCCGUUACGCUGUUUUCGGAUUGGGUGAUUCCGGUUACCAGAAAUUCAAUUUUGUGGCAAAGAAGCUUGAUAGGAGACUUUUGGACCUUGGGGCAACCCCGAUUGUCCAAAGAGGUUUGGGAGACGAUCAGCACCCGUCAGGUUACGAGGCUGCUCUGGAUCCUUGGAUGGCAUCAUUGUGGAAUACGUUGAAUAAAAUCGAUCCCAACUACUUCCCCAAUGGCCCAGACUUUUUGAUUCCAUAUGAAAAUUUUAUGGCGAAACCAAAGGUUCGGAUUCUAUAUCACGACAUUGACAAGGUGGAUUCACAAGUUUCAUCUAAAUCAGACUUGAAUCACAUUGUGCUGCAGAGAAGGGCACGCAGAAUGUCUCCUGUGAAGUUUUCUCUUGACAAGCCUGACUGCAUUCUUAAAUUGGUAAAAAAUGAACCACUGACUAAAUCAGAUUUUAAAGACAAAGAGGUGCAUCACUUCGAAUUUGAAUUUGUUACAUCUCCUAUUCCCUAUGAAGUUGGUGACGUCCUUGAGGUUCUCCCCAGUCAAAAUCCUGCUGCAGUGGAUGUUUUCAUACGUCGUUGUAAUUUGGACCCUGAAUCAUUCAUCACAGUUCAUCCUUCAGAAAUGGAGAAUCAACUCCUUGAUACUUGUAUCCCCAUCAACCUAAAAACUUUUGUUGAAUUGACAAUGGAUGUUGCAUCAGCUUCUCCUCGACGCUAUUUCUUUGAGGUCAUGAGUAUGUUUGCAACUGCUGAACAUGAAAAAGAAAGACUUCAGUAUUUUAUCUCACCUGAAGGAAGAGAUGAUCUAUACCAAUACAAUCAGAGGGAACAAAGGACUGUUCUGGAGGUUUUAGAGGAUUUCCCCUCUGUUCAAAUGUCAUUUGAAUGGCUGGUACAGUUGGUUCCUCCUUUGAAAACAAGGGCUUUCUCCAUCUCUUCGUCCCAGUCCGCCCACCUCAAUCAAGUUCACUUAACAGUUAAUGUAGUAUCAUGGACAACGCCGUUCAAAAGAAUUCGAGCAGGUCUCUGCUCAAAUUGGCUAUCCAAGCUUGAUCCUGAGCAAGGUGUUUAUGUUCCAGUGUGGUUUCAGAAAGGUUCCCUUCCUCCCCCACGACCAUCACUUCCUCUCAUUCUCAUUGGACCUGGAACCGGCUGUGCGCCUUUUCGUGGAUUUGUGGAGGAAAGAGCCAUACAAAGUUUGACCGAAUCAACUGCUCCAGUGCUGUUCUUCUUUGGAUGCAGAAACGAGGACAAUGAUUUUUUGUACAAAGAUUUUUGGUUAUCCAAUUCGCAAGAUGGUGGGGUACUUUCAGAAGCAAAGGGCGGGGGCUUUUAUGUUGCCUUCUCAAGAGACCAGCCACAGAAGGUCUACGUACAGGAUAAGAUGAGGGAACAUAGCGAGAAGGUGUGGAAGCUGCUGAUGGAGGGGGCGGCUAUUUACGUUGCAGGUUCUUCAACAAAAAUGCCAGCAGAUGUAUUAUUAGCCUUUGAGGAGAUUGUUUCCAAAGAAAGUGAGCUUCCACAGGAAUCAGCAGCGAGAUGGCUUAGAGAACUGGAAAAGGCUGGCAGAUACCAUGUUGAAGCGUGGAGUUGAGCGUCGCUGGAAUCAUGACUUUGGAAUCUUCCGGUGAGAACCAAUGAUUGAAUUUUUCACGAAACUUAAUGGAUUGAAUUUGAGUAUGGUCGCGGAGAUUUGCUAGUAGUAGUCGUAGUAGUAGAGAUAAUAUCUAUUCAAGGAGAAAGAUUUGAAUUACUCUCUCCUCAUAUUGUACUGUAUUGAGAAAAACUCUCUGCCUUUCACUUCUCACUUCCUCCUUGCCAUCUUAUUCGGGGUGAACGCGUUAUUGCACUUGAUAUUAACAUUUCAAAGUGAGAUAUGUUUGGUUAA
This is a messenger RNA of Pyrus x bretschneideri (Chinese white pear), 2201 nucleotides long. RefSeq names its product NADPH-dependent diflavin oxidoreductase 1. Lineage: Eukaryota; Viridiplantae; Streptophyta; Magnoliopsida; Rosales; Rosaceae. Gene Ontology annotation, cellular component: cytosol. Gene Ontology annotation, molecular function: NADPH-hemoprotein reductase activity; FMN binding; flavin adenine dinucleotide binding. The record is from RefSeq and is a predicted model, not a curated record.